AUGGCGUCGGAUCCGGACGAGCCGAGCAACAAGUCUGUAAAGGAGCUCAGCAGCCUCUUCGGUAAACGAGUCACAGCUAAUAAAGGAGCUCCCGCUGCUUACGUGGCGAAACUUCACGCAGCCAAUGCGAGCGCUGGCUCCUCCAGCGAACUUCCGAAAAUCACGCGUCGGUCCUCUGGACCUGUUGUCAGCACAGAAGGUCUAAUCCGGCAUCCUUCAGGCGGGUUUGCUAGUCCGCAGUCUUACGACGGAAAUCCGUCAGAACCCAGAGAUUUUAAGGACGAUAUUAAGGGAGACUUGAAGCAGGAAGCUAAAGGGCCGGCACCUGGCCGGGAUGGGACGAAGGAAUCGCCUCGGGAUUCCCGAGCCAAGGCGAAAAGCCGCGCGGGUUCCGAGCCUGAGCCGCUAGGCUUGUCUUCCCCAGGCUCGUCCGCCAAGCCUGCUGCUGCGAAGGCGUCGCCAACUCAGCGGUCGUUUUCGCCGGGCGGGAAUUACACGCGUGAAGAAAUUCGUAAGAUGGAGACGAUGCUGCGCAAGUUCGAGGAGGACCUGGAGCUGAGCAACUUCGAGCUGGCGGCGCUGAAGGCGCGGCACAUGGAGAAGGUCAGCCGGCUCAAGGUGGUGGAGGAGGAGAUCGUCAUCAGCGAACAGCGCAACAAGAGCCUGCAGCUUGCUCUGGCUGCGAUGGAGAAGGAAAUGGCUUCCUUCGAGUCUGCCAAGGCGAAGAUGAAGAAAAAGAUGGAGGAGGAGCAGGCGGCUAAGACAGAAGAAGCAAUCCGGGCAGCUUUGAAAGAUAUUGAGGACGGGCAGGUGGCUCCGCUGAAGGCUGAGGUCGAGUCUCUCAAGGCAGGCGCGGAAGUUUUGACGGCUGAGCUGGCAGCUGCCCGGGCUGCCCUGGCGGCGAAAGAAGCGGAGCUAUUGGUUGCUGAGUCAGAGAAUGAGAAGGUUAGCGGGCAGCUUAGUGAGGAAGAGGCGAAUCACAAGGUGACACGUGGCGAGCUGGAGGAGGCGAGGGAAGAGGUGGAAAGGGCUCGGAAAGAGGCUGCAGAGGCGGAGAAGGAACUGGAUGAACUUAAAACGAAACACGAGGAGGCUUGUAGCGAGUUGGAGGGGCUGCAAGGGAAGCAUAAAGGGACGUGUGAGGAGCUAGAAAAGCUUAAAGAGGAGAUUGACUCCCUUAAGGGGGAGAACAAAGAGGUAAUGGAGGAGUUGGGAACGGUUAAGGGGGAGUGGGAGGCCAGGGGAAAGGAAUUAGAGGUGUUGGCGAAAGAGAAGGCGGAAAUGGAAGAGGCAAUGGAGGGUAUGAGAGGCAAAUGCGAGGAGCAAGGGCGGGAGCUGGAGGAACUGCAGCAGCUGCAUGAUAAGACGAAUAACGAGUUACAUGUUAUGGAGGAUGGGAACGAGAAGCUGCAGAGGGAAGUGGAAGGGUUGAAGGGUGAAUUGGAAGCGGUAAGGGGAGAGAAAGGGGCGGCGGAGGGAGAGAUAGUGAAGCUGCAAGCGAGGGUUGAGGAAGCGGAGGGGGAGAUAGGGAGGUUGAAGGAGAGGGGAGAGGAGAGGGAGAGAGAGAUGGCAGCAUUGGAAGGGAGGAAUGAGGAGGCGAGGAAGGAGGCGGAGGAGUGGAAGGGGAAGCAUGAGGAGUUGGGGAAGGAGUUGGAGGAGGUGACAAGGGAGAGAGAGGAGGAAAUGCGGGAGAGGGAGGAAGUAAUACAGGCGAAGGAGGCAGCUUUUAGAGAAUCGUUGAAAGAAGUGGAGGAUUUGAGAGAGAAAGUGGCGGAGAGAGAUGGACAGGUGGGGGAGUUACAGCAAAGGGUAGACGAGCAGGGGAAGGAGAUUGAAGGUUUGAAGGGAGAGGUGGAGGAAGAGAGGAAGGGAAAGGGGGAGGUUGAGGCGGCUUUGGCCGCGGCUAAUGGGGAGAUGGGGGAACUGAGGGAGAGGAUUGAGGGGCUGGAGAGGGAGGUGGAGGAGGAGAGGAAGGGGAAGGGUGUGGCUGAAGCGGCGCUUGUUGUUGCGACUGGGGAGGUGGGUGUUUUGGGGGAGAAGGUUAAGGGUUUGGAGGAGAAGGUGAAGGGAUUAGAGGAUGAGGUGGAGAAGGAGCGAGGAGGGAGGGAGGAGAGGGAGAAAGAGCUUGAGAAUGUGAGGAAAGGGAGGGAUGAUUUGGUGAAGGAGAGAGAUGAGGUGAGGAGGGAGUUAGAGGAGUUGAGAGGUGAGAACGAGGAGUUGCAUAAGAGGAUAGAGGAGAUGGAAGGGAAGGUGGCAGAAUUGGGGAUGGGUAGGGAAGCGGCAGAAUUGGAAAAGACGGAAACCGAGAGACUGCGGAGGGAGGAGAUUGCAGCAAGGGAGGCGGUUGAAAGUCAAUUGGCAGCAGCACAGGGAGAGUUAGGGCAGAGAGUAAAGGAAGUGGAGGAGGUGACUAAAGCGAAGGGUUUGUUGGAAGAGGAGGUGAAGCAGGUGAGGGGGGAGUUGGGGGGAAGGGAGGAGGAAUUGGCAGAGCUGAAGGGGAAACAUGAGGUGCUGACGUCAGAGCACCAAGCGCUGAUGUCGGAGCACGAGGAGCUGAAGUCAGCAAACGAAAAGCUGACGUCAGAAUGUGCUGCGCUAGCGGCAGCGCAGGCAGCUCUGGCGGUUAAGAUUGAGGAGGUGACUAUAGCGAAGGAGGGGUUGAUGAGUGAGCUUGUAGAGGAGAAGGAGGGGCGGGCGGCUGUAGCUGCUGAGCUGGCAGAAUCGUAUUCUGAUCUGGCUGGCAUCCAUGCUGAGCUGGAAGCGCUGACUGCCACGCAUGAUUCCUUGAAGAAGGAUCACGAGGCACUGAAUGAGCGGUACAAUGCGAUGAAGAGCGAUUUAGAGAGUAAGUCUGGAGAGGCAGGUGGGCUUGUGGAGGAAAUAAACAAGGUGAGGGAGGAGAGGGACGAGGGGAAGAAGAGAGAGGAGGAGGGAAAGAAGAGAGAAGAGGCUUUGACUGCUGAACUAGAGCAGACACAAGGGACGGUCGAGGGAUUGAAGGGGGAGCUGGAAGCUUCCAAGAAGGAGAACGAAGUGCUGAUAGGAAAGCUCGCUGCUGCUGUUGGCGGCGUUGCAGCUGCCGAAGCUGAAGCAGAGGCUCGGGAAGCGGAGCUGGCAGAGGUUCGGGCCGAGCUGGAAGGAGUGGCGAAGGAGAAAAGCGAGUGGGAGGAGGAGAUGGGGAAGGCGAGGGGGGAUAUAGAAGCUCUGGAGAAGGAGAGAGAGGGAUUAAAGGGAGAGACGGAGAGAUUGACUAAGGAAAAAGAGGCUCUUAUUGUGAGUCAUGCUGCUGCUCUGGCUGAGGUCGUAGCUGCCAAGGAGGGGUUGGAAGAGGAGGCGAAGAGAUGGCAGGAGAAGCAGGAGCAGACGGUAAAGGAGUUGGAGGGUGUGAGGGAGGAGGCGGAGGAGAGGAGGAGGGAGGCGGAGGGGAAGGAGAAGGAGCUGCUGGCUCGGGCCGAAGCUGCGGAGGUGCGGGUGGGCGAGCUGGAGCAGGCUCGGGACGAGGCUGCGGCUAUGGCUGGGGAGACCCAGAAAGCUUUGGAUGCUGCUAAUGAGGAGAUUGUGACUGUAAAGGGGGAGAUGGAGAAAAAGGAGGGGGAGAGGAAGGAGCUAGAGGAGGCUUUGGCGAAGGAGAGGGAUGAGAAAGAAAAUCUGAGUGCAGAGAACGAGCAGCUUAAAGAGAAAGUGGAGACGCUUUCAGAGGGGAUGGAUGGGACCAAGCAUGGGCUGGCUGCUGAGGUGGAUGCCCAUGAAAAGACAAGGGAAGAGCUGCUAGAGACAAAAAAGACCCUCGAGGAAGUGAGGGGAGAGCUAGAGGAAGUGAGAAGGGCGUUGGAGGAGAGUGAGGAGGGGAAGAAGGAGGCUGAGGAGGAUUUUGAGGGGGCGCUUGCUGCUGAGGCUGCUGCUAGGGCGGAAGCUGCUGCUGCGUCGGCAGCAGCGGUGGCGACGGCAGCGGCUAAGGAUGGAGAGUUGGGAGAGAAAGAGCGGGAGAUUGGGCAGGUGAAGGAAGAGCUUGGGCAGGUGAAGGAUGAACUCGGGCAGGCGAAGGGUGAUGUGGAACGUUUGACUGGGGAGGUUCGGGAGAAAGAGGAGAGGAUAGCGGGGCUUGAGGAAGAGUUGAAAGAGGCUCGGGCCAGUGCCGAGUCUAAGGAGGCUGCUGCUGUUGCGGCUGCUGCUGCUGCUGCUGCUGCGGCUGCUACUGCGGCCGCUGUGAAAGAAUCCGCGAAAAUGUCUGAAGGAGAGGCGCAGAGGAAGGUGCAAGAGCUGCUGGAAAAGCUGGAGGGUUUAGAGAGGGAGAGGAGGGAGGGGGAGGAGAGGGAACAGGGGUUGAGGGAUGAGUUGGAAGGGGCUAAGGAAGCAGAGGAAGAGGCGAGGGAGGCUGCAAGGAUGGCAGCGGGUAGGGCGAGUGAGAUGGUGGUGGGGAUGGAAGGGGAGAUGGAGGGGUUGAGAGGGAGGUUGAAGGAGCGAGAGGAGGAGGUGGAGAGGGGUAAGGAGGAGUUGGAGAAGGUGAGAGGGGAGUGGGCGGCUGAGGUGGAGCGGUUGGGGAGAGAGAAGGAGGAGGCUAUUGGGGAGGUUGAGAGGGAUAAGGAGGAGUUGCGGAGUAAGUUGGAGGCGGAGAAGGGCGCCUUAGAGGAGCAAGUGAAGCAGCUUACAGAGAGGAUGGGCGAUUUGGAGGAGGGAAGGAGUGGAUUGGAGGCAGCAGGAGUUAAACUGGCCGGCAGGAUUGCGGAAUUGGAGGAGGAGCGGGAUCGAUUAGAAAGGGAGAGAGAUGGGGUACAGGGCGAGAGGGAUAAGCUUGAGGAGGAGAGGGGAAAAAUGGAGGAUGAGUUGAGGAAGGAGGGGGAGAGAGUGAGGGAGCUUGAUGAAGAGACGAAGGAGGGUGAGGAAUUGGCUCGGGCCGAAGCUGCUGAAGCUAAGCAGGCAGCAGAUGCAGCCCAAACCGAGGCUGCCGAGGCUAGACUAGCUGCGGAAACUGCUCUUGCCGAAGCUGCAGAGGCUCGGGAGCGUGCGGGCAAAGCUGAGGGGGAGUUGGAAGCGGUGCAGAGGGAGAUGGAGGGGUUGAUAGCGUCAGAAGCAGCAGCGAGGUCAGCAGCUGAAGAGGCCAAGAGUGGGGGUUCAGUUCGGCUUGCGGCUAGUCUGUGGCGAGCCAGGGUGAAUCAAGAACCAUUAGGUUACGUUCUGGUGGAACCUUUUGCUCCAGUCUUCUGGUAUCGAGUGGGUGCAGUGAUCUUAUCUGCCGAUGCUCAUCGCGCUGGGCAGCAGACGGUUGUAGUUUACGUCAAUUCGGGUGGUUACUGCGAAGCGAUGGCGUCGGAAGGCGGGAUGCCGCCAACAGGGGGAGGUGGCAAGAAGGGCGGAGGCGGCUUUACUGCGCAAUUUAGAGACGUCAGCUCUGGUGGGGGGGUUCCAGCAUUCCCGGAGCCCCACAAGACGAAGGUCAACAAAGAUACUCCUCCUGAACCCGAUGCCUCACCGCUUAAAGCCUCACCUUCCCCUUAUUUCCCCCUCUACUCCCCCUCGUUCCAGCCUCUCCUUCCCCUUAUUUCUUCCUCUGCUUCCCCUCGUUCCCCCCUCUCCAUCCCCUUAUUUCCAAAUCUACUCCCCCCUCGUUCCCCCUCUCCUUCCCCUUGUUUCCCCCCCUGCUUCCCCUCGUUCCGCCUUCUCCUUCCCCUUAUUUCCCCCUCUGCUCCCCCUCGUUCCGCCCUCUCCUUCCCUUAUUUCCCCCUCUGCUCCCCCUCGUUCCCACCUCUCCUUCCCCUCGUUACCCCCUCUGCUUCCCCUUAUUUCUUCCUCUGCUUCCCCUCGUUCCCCCCUCUCCUUCCCCUUGUUUCCCCUCUGCUCCCCCUCGUUCCCCCUCUCCUUCCCCUUGUUUCCCCUCUGCUCCCCCUCGUUCCCCCUCUCCUUCCCCUUGUUUCCCCCUCUGCUUCCCCUCGUUCCGCCUUCUCCUUCCCCUUCUUUCCCCCUCUGCUCCCCCUCGUUCCCCCCUCUCCUUCCCCUCAUUUCCCCCUCUGCUCCCCCUCGUUACCCCCUCUGCUUCCCCUCCUUUCCCCUUAUGCUUCACCUCCUUCCCCCCCCUGCAUGCCCUCCUUUCUCCACCUGCUUCCCCUCCUUGCCCCCCAUGCUUCUCUUCGCUUCCCCCCGCAUCCCCUGUUUUCCCCUGCUUUCCCCCCCUUGCUUGCUCUCCUUCACCCCCAUGCUUCACCUCCUUUCCGCCCCUCCUUCACCUCCUUUCCCUCCCUGCUUCCCCCCUUUUCCCCCACGGCUUCCCUUCCUUUCCCCCCCUGCCUCCUCUCCUUUCCCCCCAUGCUUAUCCUCCCUUCCCCCCCUGCUUCCCCUCCUUUCCCCACCUGCUUCCCCUAUUUCUCACCCUCCUUUCGCUCAUUUUCCCCCUCUGCUUGCCGCAAUGCCUCUCCACCCCCUUACGAUCCAAUCAGCUCCUUCGAGUUUGCUUAUUCUCUGUCCUCCCUUUUUACCCUGCUUAUGCUCCCUCCUCCCUUUGCUUACCCUCUCUCUUCCCCUCUACCCUCACCACCAGUACCGUGUUUACCGCCUUCCCUUUCCAUACUGAGGGAUCUCAAGUGCAGCAUGGAACAAGAUGGACCAGUCCUCUUCAGUCUAGGCUUGCAUGUGCUCCCACUGUGUGUUGAAAGCAAGGCAGGGAGGUGUGAUGGAAAGGCAGGGAGGUGUGAUGGAAAGGCAGGGAGGUGUGAUGGAAAGGCAGGGAGGUGUGAUGGAAAGGCAGGGAGGUGUGAUGGAAAGGCAGGGAGGUGUGAUGGAAAGGCAGGGAGGUGUGAUGGAAAGGCAGGGAGGUGUGAUGGAAAGGCAGGGAGGUGUGAUGGAAAGGCAGGGAGGUGUGAUGGAAAGGCAGGGAGGUGUGAUGGAAAGGCAGGGAGGUGUGAUGGAAAGGCAGGGAGGUGUGAUGGAAAGGCAGGGAGGUGUGAUGGAAAGGCAGGGAGGUGUGAUGGAAAGGCAGGGAGGUGUGAUGGAAAGGCAGGGAGGUGUGAUGGAAAGGCAGGGAGGUGUGAUGGAAAGGCAGGGAGGUGUGAUGGAAAGGCAGGGAGGUGUGAUGGAAAGGCAGGGAGGUGUGAUGGAAAGGCAGGGAGGUGUGAUGGAAAGGCAGGGAGGUGUGAUGGAAAGGCAGGGAGGUGUGAUGGAAAGGCAGGGAGGUGUGAUGGAAAGGCAGGGAGGUGUGAUGGAAAGGCAGGGAGGUGUGAUGGAAAGGCAGGGAGGUGUGAUGGAAAGGCAGGGAGGUGUGAUGGAAAGGCAGGGAGGUGUGAUGGAAAGGCAGGGAGGUGUGAUGGAAAGGCAGGGAGGUGUGAUGGAAAGGCAGGGAGGUGUGAUGGAAAGGCAGGGAGGUGUGAUGGAAAGGCAGGGAGGUGUGAUGGAAAGGCAGGGAGGUGUGAUGGAAAGGCAGGGAGGUGUGAUGGAAAGGCAGGGAGGUGUGAUGGAAAGGCAGGGAGGUGUGAUGGAAAGGCAGGGAGGUGUGAUGGAAAGGCAGGGAGGUGUGAUGGAAAGGCAGGGAGGUGUGAUGGAAAGGCAGGGAGGUGUGAUGGAAAGGCAGGGAGGUGUGAUGGAAAGGCAGGGAGGUGUGAUGGAAAGGCAGGGAGGUGUGAUGGAAAGGCAGGGAGGUGUGAUGGAAAGGCAGGGAGGUGUGAUGGAAAGGCAGGGAGGUGUGAUGGAAAGGCAGGGAGGUGUGAUGGAAAGGCAGGGAGGUGUGAUGGAAAGGCAGGGAGGUGUGAUGGAAAGGCAGGGAGGUGUGAUGGAAAGGCAGGGAGGUGUGAUGGAAAGGCAGGGAGGUGUGAUGGAAAGGCAGGGAGGUGUGAUGGAAAGGCAGGGAGGUGUGAUGGAAAGGCAGGGAGGUGUGAUGGAAAGGCAGGGAGGUGUGAUGGAAAGGCAGGGAGGUGUGAUGGAAAGGCAGGGAGGUGUGAUGGAAAGGCAGGGAGGUGUGAUGGAAAGGCAGGGAGGUGUGAUGGAAAGGCAGGGAGGUGUGAUGGAAAGGCAGGGAGGUGUGAUGGAAAGGCAGGGAGGUGUGAUGGAAAGGCAGGGAGGUGUGAUGGAAAGGCAGGGAGGUGUGAUGGAAAGGCAGGGAGGUGUGAUGGAAAGGCAGGGAGGUGUGAUGGAAAGGCAGGGAGGUGUGAUGGAAAGGCAGGGAGGUGUGAUGGAAAGGCAGGGAGGUGUGAUGGAAAGGCAGGGAGGUGUGAUGGAAAGGCAGGGAGGUGUGAUGGAAAGGCAGGGAGGUGUGAUGGAAAGGCAGGGAGGUGUGAUGGAAAGGCAGGGAGGUGUGAUGGAAAGGCAGGGAGGUGUGAUGGAAAGGCAGGGAGGUGUGAUGGAAAGGCAGGGAGGUGUGAUGGAAAGGCAGGGAGGUGUGAUGGAAAGGCAGGGAGGUGUGAUGGAAAGGCAGGGAGGUGUGAUGGAAAGGCAGGGAGGUGUGAUGGAAAGGCAGGGAGGUGUGAUGGAAAGGCAGGGAGGUGUGAUGGAAAGGCAGGGAGGUGUGAUGGAAAGGCAGGGAGGUGUGAUGGAAAGGCAGGGAGGUGUGAUGGAAAGGCAGGGAGGUGUGAUGGAAAGGCAGGGAGGUGUGAUGGAAAGGCAGGGAGGUGUGAUGGAAAGGCAGGGAGGUGUGAUGGAAAGGCAGGGAGGUGUGAUGGAAAGGCAGGGAGGUGUGAUGGAAAGGCAGGGAGGUGUGAUGGAAAGGCAGGGAGGUGUGAUGGAAAGGCAGGGAGGUGUGAUGGAAAGGCAGGGAGGUGUGAUGGAAAGGCAGGGAGGUGUGAUGGAAAGGCAGGGAGGUGUGAUGGAAAGGCAGGGAGGUGUGAUGGAAAGGCAGGGAGGUGUGAUGGAAAGGCAGGGAGGUGUGAUGGAAAGGCAGGGAGGUGUGAUGGAAAGGCAGGGAGGUGUGAUGGAAAGGCAGGGAGGUGUGAUGGAAAGGCAGGGAGGUGUGAUGGAAAGGCAGGGAGGUGUGAUGGAAAGGCAGGGAGGUGUGAUGGAAAGGCAGGGAGGUGUGAUGGAAAGGCAGGGAGGUGUGAUGGAAAGGCAGGGAGGUGUGAUGGAAAGGCAGGGAGGUGUGAUGGAAAGGCAGGGAGGUGUGAUGGAAAGGCAGGGAGGUGUGAUGGAAAGGCAGGGAGGUGUGAUGGAAAGGCAGGGAGGUGUGAUGGAAAGGCAGGGAGGUGUGAUGGAAAGGCAGGGAGGUGUGAUGGAAAGGCAGGGAGGUGUGAUGGAAAGGCAGGGAGGUGUGAUGGAAAGGCAGGGAGGUGUGAUGGAAAGGCAGGGAGGUGUGAUGGAAAGGCAGGGAGGUGUGAUGGAAAGGCAGGGAGGUGUGAUGGAAAGGCAGGGAGGUGUGAUGGAAAGGCAGGGAGGUGUGAUGGAAAGGCAGGGAGGUGUGAUGGAAAGGCAGGGAGGUGUGAUGGAAAGGCAGGGAGGUGUGAUGGAAAGGCAGGGAGGUGGAGGUGUGAUGGAAAGGCAGGGAGGUGUGAUGGAAAGGCAGGGAGGUGUGAUGGAAAGGCAGGGAGGUGUGAUGGAAAGGCAGGGAGGUGUGAUGGAAAGGCAGGGAGGUGUGAUGGAAAGGCAGGGAGGUGUGAUGGAAAGGCAGGGAGGUGUGAUGGAAAGGCAGGGAGGUGUGAUGGAAAGGCAGGGAGGUGUGAUGGAAAGGCAGGGAGGUGUGAUGGAAAGGCAGGGAGGUGUGAUGGAAAGGCAGGGAGGUGUGAUGGAAAGGCAGGGAGGUGUGAUGGAAAGGCAGGGAGGUGUGAUGGAAAGGCAGGGAGGUGUGAUGGAAAGGCAGGGAGGUGUGAUGGAAAGGCAGGGAGGUGUGAUGGAAAGGCAGGGAGGUGUGAUGGAAAGGCAGGGAGGUGUGAUGGAAAGGCAGGGAGGUGUGAUGGAAAGGCAGGGAGGUGUGAUGGAAAGGCAGGGAGGUGUGAUGGAAAGGCAGGGAGGUGUGAUGGAAAGGCAGGGAGGUGUGAUGGAAAGGCAGGGAGGUGUGAUGGAAAGGCAGGGAGGUGUGAUGGAAAGGCAGGGAGGUGUGAUGGAAAGGCAGGGAGGUGUGAUGGAAAGGCAGGGAGGUGUGAUGGAAAGGCAGGGAGGUGUGAUGGAAAGGCAGGGAGGUGUGAUGGAAAGGCAGGGAGGUGUGAUGGAAAGGCAGGGAGGUGUGAUGGAAAGGCAGGGAGGUGUGAUGGAAAGGCAGGGAGGUGUGAUGGAAAGGCAGGGAGGUGUGAUGGAAAGGCAGGGAGGUGUGAUGGAAAGGCAGGGAGGUGUGAUGGAAAGGCAGGGAGGUGUGAUGGAAAGGCAGGGAGGUGUGAUGGAAAGGCAGGGAGGUGUGAUGGAAAGGCAGGGAGGUGUGAUGGAAAGGCAGGGAGGUGUGAUGGAAAGGCAGGGAGGUGUGAUGGAAAGGCAGGGAGGUGUGAUGGAAAGGCAGGGAGGUGUGAUGGAAAGGCAGGGAGGUGUGAUGGAAAGGCAGGGAGGUGUGAUGGAAAGGCAGGGAGGUGUGAUGGAAAGGCAGGGAGGUGUGAUGGAAAGGCAGGGAGGUGUGAUGGAAAGGCAGGGAGGUGUGAUGGAAAGGCAGGGAGGUGUGAUGGAAAGGCAGGGAGGUGUGAUGGAAAGGCAGGGAGGUGUGAUGGAAAGGCAGGGAGGUGUGAUGGAAAGGCAGGGAGGUGUGAUGGAAAGGCAGGGAGGUGUGAUGGAAAGGCAGGGAGGUGUGAUGGAAAGGCAGGGAGGUGUGAUGGAAAGGCAGGGAGGUGUGAUGGAAAGGCAGGGAGGUGUGAUGGAAAGGCAGGGAGGUGUGAUGGAAAGGCAGGGAGGCGUGGCGGGAAGGGGAGAUGGCUGGCGGGAAGGGGGGAUGACGUGGCGAGAAGGGGGGAUGGAGUGGCGGGAAGGGGAGAUGACGUGGCGGGAAGGGGAGUAGGCGUGGCGGGAAGGGGAGAUGGCGUGGCGGGAAGGGGGGAUGACGUGGCGAGAAGGGGGGAUGGAGUGGCGGGAAGGGGAGAUGACGUGGCGGGAAGGGGAGAUUUUCGUGGCGGGAAGGGGAGAUUUUCGUGGCGGGAAGGGGAGAUGGCGUGGCGGGAAGGGGGGAUGACGUGGCGAGAAGGGGGGAUGGAGUGGCGGGAAGGGGAGAUGACGUGGCGGGAAGGGGAGUUUUUGUGGCGGGAAGGGGAGAUGGCGUGGCGAGAAGGGGGGAUGAUGUGGCGAGAAGGGGGGAUGGAGUGGCGGGAAGGGGAGAUGACGUGGCGGGAAGAGGAGUUUUCGUGGCGGGAAGGGGAGAUGGCGUGGCGGUGGUCGCGAUGGGGCCGCCUGGGCCAGAUAGCGCGUCCGGCGCCGGUGGAUGCGGAGGAUUAUACCGAGCUGGUUCGAGGCGGCUUGGACGCCGAUUUCGGCGUCCCUAGCGCUCAGUUCACGACUGUGCUUGUAGCGGGGGCGACGGGCCGCGUCGGAAAGGUGCUUGUAAGAAAGUUGCUCCUGCGCGGGUACACUGUUAAAGCCCUUGUAAGAAGCGCUGACCCGGAGACGCUCGAGCAGCUGCCACGUGCGUGCCAAGUGGCAGUCGCUGAUUUGGCCGACGAGGCGGCGCUUCAAAAGGCGGUGGACGGGUGCAAUAAGGUCGUCUUCUGCGCCUCGGCUCGUUCCGGUAUGGCCGCUGACCUCCAACGAGUCGACCACAUGGGCGUAGUUAAUCUCUCCAAGGCGUUCCUAGACUAUAAUCACCAAUUAGCGCAGCGCCGCGCCGGCCGCAGCAGCAAGAGCAAAGCCCUGGUGCUUAGACUCAGCAAAGAGCGGUUCCAGGAGGGGUGGGAGUUAGGAGAGGGACGGACUAUUAAAGACGACAUAGACCUGCGGUACGGCGCGGGGAUGGAUGCGGAGUUUAGUAUCACGGAGGACGGCAGGGGCGUGUUUUCCGGAUACGUGUUCACGCGCGGAGGGUAUGUGGAGGCGAAGAGGCGAAUCUCACUUCCAGAGGGACUGUCGUUUGGACGAUUCGAGGGUUUGGUGUUCCGGUUUGUAUCGGAUGGCAAGCCAUACUCGCUGGUGCUGCGGGUGGCGAAGGAAGGAACGCGCGUGGAGAGAGUGGGGGAGGACGGGGAGAUUGUGGUGGAAGAGGAGGAGGAGGUGGAGGAGGAGGAGUAUGAGUAUGUGGCUGUUGUGAAGACGAGGAGAGGGCAGAACACGAUCCGCAUCCCCUUUUCCGCCUUCCGCCCAUCAUCCCCAUCCGACCCACCACUCGAUCCCACGCUCAUCUCCUCGCUCGCCCUGCGAUACGAGCAGCGCCGCACGAAGCCAGCAGUAGCAGCGCCCCUCCCACCGGGCCGGGCCGCAUCCAAGGCCGGGGCAGAAGGAGACAAUGCCGCCGCCCCUGCCGACCCAAACAGCUUCAAGCUCGCCCUGCAAUACGUCAAGGCCUUCCCUGGAGGAGAGGAGACGGACUUCGUGUUGGUGUCAUGCUCGGGAGCAGGAGUGCCAGAGGAGAGCAGAGAGAGAGUGGUGAAGGCUAAGAUGGCAGCAGAGACGCAUCUGCGCAACAGCGGGCUAGGAUACACCAUAGUGCGUCCAGGGCCGCUGCUGGAGGAGCCAGGAGGCAGGAAGGCGCUUGUGUUCGACCAGGGGAACCGAAUCACGCAGGGCAUUAGCUGUGCUGAUGUGGCAGACGUGUGUGUGAAGUCUCUUCAUGACCCGACAGCUCGUAACAAGAGCUUCGACAUAUGCUAUGAGUACACUGACAACUCGGGCCUCUAUGAGUUGGUGGCCCAUCUACCAGACCGGGCCAACAACUACCUCACGCCUGCACUUGCACAGCUGGAAAAGAACACCUGA
Closterium sp. Yama58-4 is the source of this 12786-nucleotide messenger RNA. The record is from the annotation of a GenBank genome assembly. Lineage: Eukaryota; Viridiplantae; Streptophyta; Zygnematophyceae; Desmidiales; Closteriaceae.